AUGAACUGGCUUCACAUACACUUUGACGAAGCCUUCUCCUCCCUCCGAAUUGCUAAUUACAAGUCAUUCACCCGAUUCCACAUCAAAAGUGACGGGGAUCUUGAAGUCUACACUCUUGCAGUUGAUAAGGUCCCGAAAGAGUGGAAGCUAGACCUGAAUGGGAUAGGGAGCCAAGACAGCCACAACAAAUAA
Prunus armeniaca (apricot) is the source of this 192-nucleotide messenger RNA. The record is from the annotation of a GenBank genome assembly. Lineage: Eukaryota; Viridiplantae; Streptophyta; Magnoliopsida; Rosales; Rosaceae.